AUGCCACCAACCUAUCGAGUCGAUCACAGCGGCUCUCUGAUUCGUCCUCCACCACCAGACUCUGGCACCGCUGUCAACUGUGGCGUCGAAUCCUCUCUCCAUGAUUCCUGGGCCUCAAUUGUUGUGGGCAUGAUCAACGUAGCUCGUUACUCCACCAUUCAAGCCUUCGAGGUAACCUUCAAGAGAACCGAUGUAGACAUCGUCCGGUGUAAAAGCUGUCUGGGCAAGUUUCGAUUGCUGGCUCAGCCAGUCGAAGUAGUGAACAAGAGUAACUUAUGGGGCGAUGCUGCGAUAAGCCGUUCGCCAGACGGCGAGAUGAGUGUUCACGAAGCCGGGAGAGACGAUCUUGUUGGUACAGUCGAUGACUUGUGCGUCCGGUGGAGAUGUGAGGUUUUGUUCGAUCGCUUUGAUGAUGUCUCCGACAAUAAGAUUGAGGCCUCCCGUAAGACCUUGAUCUUCUCGCUGUCUUCGUCGAAGGCGAUGACUGUCCCGUUUUUGAGGACUUUGGUCGCCAUGUUGGAUGUCGUCAAGAUUGAAUAG
Lecanosticta acicola is the source of this 540-nucleotide messenger RNA. NCBI's taxonomy places the organism in Eukaryota, Fungi, Ascomycota, Dothideomycetes, Mycosphaerellales, Mycosphaerellaceae. The record is from the annotation of a GenBank genome assembly.